Molecule: messenger RNA, 1119 nt
Organism: Cantharellus anzutake
Lineage: Eukaryota; Fungi; Basidiomycota; Agaricomycetes; Cantharellales; Hydnaceae
Exons: 4
Coding region: 357-788 (143 amino acids)
Source: RefSeq, a predicted model, not a curated record
UGGUGAUGUCGCUGCUUCGUACCUGAAUUUGACUACGGUGGACCAGCCCGAAUCUUUCUCGUGGUUGACGGCUGCUUUACCCCCUGCUCACAAAGAGUCGGUAUACAUAAUUUUGGGGGACGUGAUCUUUAUUUCAACGGUAGAAACUUUCUCACUGAUGUCUAUUCCCAUUUUUGACACAUGUUGUGGUACCCUAACCGAUUUAUCAGGUUGUUUUGCAUGACUUUGUUCUCAUAUGGAGGCUUCAUGUGGCGUGGAACAGGACAUACCUUAUCUGUAUCCCCUCAGUGAUACUGUUGCUGGCGAGCGGUGCACUAUCGUACGCAGCCGUAAGGAGCCCACAGAGUCCGGUCCCCAUGAUGUCAGUCCAGGCUCGGCUUCGAAACUGGCAUUGCAUUGCGAUCUAUACCGGCGCGUUCAACAACAUUCUUACACCAUCGCUGACAGUACACAAACUCCUCCAACUGAAGAGCGAGAUAGCAAGCACCUCGACUUCGAGCAGUGACGCUACCCGUGACACAACGUCAGUAAUCCCCACAGGAACCGAUCUCCAAAUGCAAGAAGCCCGUAGGGAAACUGAAAAAGACCUGAAUGGAGCCAUUCUUAUCGUUAUCUCUUACUCAGCCCUUUUCGUCAUUAUCCUGUCUCUAGGAAGUUUUUUCAUUAUCGUUAUGCCUGAAAAAGCGAUUUGGUAUAUGAGUUUACUGGCUCAGCUAACGGGAGUGCUUCCAGUGUUACUUAUGAUCAAUUCAUGUUACAAGAAGAAGAGGACGCAAGGUUCUGCGUAACUUCUCCUGAGCAUAGCCCAACCAUACUGUUCAUAAUCAAUAAUCCGAUGUGCACCAGUUCCUAUCACAGUUCCAAGUGGCGGACUCUACGUAAGGCCCUACCAAGGACAUGGACUGAUAAUGUCCACCAAAAGCACGCACACUCUCCUACCUGACUGGGCCGGGAUUGCUGUCAGUCAGCGAAUGUAAAUAUCAACUCGCGGGAGGGGCACUGUACUAGUUCAGGUACUAGUUUGCAUUAAGGCCAUUUGCCAUAUAUAAUGCAGACACCAGAUCCCUUGUGGCAAAGCGGUUUGUCCGCUCCUAUUUGGUGCGCUGUCGCAAGGUGUGG